AUUUGUUUAAGCGGGAAAUUUAAAGAACAAAAUGAAAAGUUUGGCAGCAAAUGAAAGGACCAUCAAUAACACUGUCACAUAAGGAAGAAAGAAACGUCCAUUACUGAAUCACAAAUGCAGUCCAAGAUCAGUGCUUUCUUCACAUCCACCCAAGAUUCCUCUUCUCCCAACAACGACCAUGAUUUGUCAACCUGGGAGAAUCAGCAACAUCACAUCAUCAACACCUACACCCGAAGGCGCGUAAAUCCUAGGCCCGGUACUUCGGAUCCCCAACCGGUAACACUCGCCAAAAACAAGAAGAGAAGCUACGCUCAGUUUCAUCUUGAUUUUGGCCAAUCCGAUUUCCUCUUACGCUCGUGUUCUACAUGCGGCAUAAAGUUCACUCCCGGUGAUCCACAGGACGAGAAAUCACACAAUGAAUUUCACAAAUCAUACACGCAGGGAAUCCUAUUCAGAGGUUGGACCAAAGAAAAUGUUAUUCCUCUACCCAGUUUGGAUUCGGGUCGAGUCGUUUUAUUCUUGGAGACCGACCGGUCUUCUCACAGGAAGAAAGUUGAAGAGGUGGUGAGGAUGAUGGAAAUUGAGAUUGGAAGUGGGNGGACCAUCAAUAACACUGUCACAUAA
This is a messenger RNA of Vigna umbellata (rice bean), 624 nucleotides long. RefSeq names its product protein CHROMOSOME TRANSMISSION FIDELITY 7-like. Gene Ontology annotation, cellular component: chromatin; nucleus. NCBI's taxonomy places the organism in Eukaryota, Viridiplantae, Streptophyta, Magnoliopsida, Fabales, Fabaceae. Gene Ontology annotation, biological process: mitotic sister chromatid cohesion. Gene Ontology annotation, molecular function: protein-lysine-acetyltransferase activity. The record is from RefSeq and is a predicted model, not a curated record.